AACUUUGACUGUAGCUAAUUUUAAAAGACUUGUUUGUUUGUUUGUAAUUCAUAAACUUUUUAAAUACAGAAUUUAUUGCACAUUUAAUUGAGUUUCGUAUAAAAAUUUGCAUUUACGAUGGUCUUUCUGUCAUUGUGUAACUUUGUAACUAGGACGGGAUAUGAUAAAAUGCUAAAACAUCAAAAAAUAUUCAAACUUACUGCGAAAUAUUUUGGUCGCAGGAGAAAUUGCUACAGUAUUGCUAUGAAAUUUGUAUCGAAAGCAUUAAGGUAUACAACUGUAUCAAGGAAAAUAAAACCUCAAUAUUUGUAUCAACUGCGGCAAACACGAAUUGAUGCAGCAUGUGCAGAACACAAUAUAGAUUACUUCACUUUGAAAAGUAAUCUUGUGAAGUGUAACAUUAUGCUGGAUGGAAAUGUUUUGAAGGACAUUGCCAUAUGGGAGCCACGGACAUUCAAGUGCUUAACAGAUAUUGCCCAGACGAAACAUAAGUUAGAAGCACCAAAAGAAGUCAGUGAAAGAUUAAAAUCACCUGAUGGAACAGUCAUAACUAGAGGAAUGUUAUAAAAAAGAAAAAAAAUUAAAUGUAACCUAUGUCUAAUAUACAUUGUAUGUAGUAAAAAUAUAUAUAAAAUA
Uloborus diversus is the source of this 636-nucleotide messenger RNA. RefSeq names its product 39S ribosomal protein L20, mitochondrial-like (gene mRpL20). Gene Ontology annotation, biological process: translation; ribosomal large subunit assembly. The transcript is spliced from 5 exons. The coding region runs from base 118 to 567 and encodes 149 amino acids. The record is from RefSeq and is a predicted model, not a curated record. NCBI's taxonomy places the organism in Eukaryota, Metazoa, Arthropoda, Arachnida, Araneae, Uloboridae. Gene Ontology annotation, cellular component: ribosome. Gene Ontology annotation, molecular function: rRNA binding; structural constituent of ribosome.